This is a messenger RNA of Ostrinia furnacalis (Asian corn borer), 4976 nucleotides long. It is a transcript of the gene dom, whose product is annotated as domino helicase. Gene Ontology annotation, cellular component: Swr1 complex. Lineage: Eukaryota; Metazoa; Arthropoda; Insecta; Lepidoptera; Crambidae. The transcript is spliced from 13 exons. Gene Ontology annotation, molecular function: histone binding; ATP binding; ATP hydrolysis activity. Bases 490 to 4383 code for a protein of 1297 amino acids. The record is from RefSeq and is a predicted model, not a curated record. Gene Ontology annotation, biological process: chromatin remodeling.
CUAAUUCGAUUGCAUGAAGUAAUCGAUUAAACGAUUAAAACGAGAGCUAGUAAAAACAGCAUCUAGUUUUCGUGAAAAAUAUACCCGAAAUCGUAACUAAUUCGUUAAAUAUUUUCAAUAAAAUUUGUUUUUGUGCUGUGAUGCCCUGCUUGCGCCGAAAUAAAAUAGGAUUAUUACCGUGAAGACUGCGCGUUGUCCAAACAAAUCGGUUCUUCAAUAUGGCCGCUGAACAUUUCAGUGUUUAUUGCUGGAAUGUUAACGAUGGGAAUUUCCAUAGUAUUAAUUUGGAGAAAUCUAACGUAUUGCGGUUAACUUAUUCUAACAGUUUACGCAAUUAAUCCUAUCAUUAUGUGGUAAUCCGUUCUUUGUAAAAGUGAUUGUGAUAAAACAGUAAUAAUAAAAACAGUCAAGUGAUAGUGGUGAAUAAAAGUGCAUGGUAUUUUCGUAUUAAAGACAAAAGUUCAGUGUUCUUACUCGCAAUGUCACAAUAUGAGCGGUUGCGAUGAUUUUGGCUCGCCCCACAAAUUCGAUCCUGCCUUACAACUCAUGGGUGUGGAACGCACGAGCGUCCCGGCGGGAGGGGGUGGAGGCGGCGGGGGCGCGGCGGCGGCGGCGGCGCUCAACGGCGCCGCCGAGGAGCCGCCCCGCAAGCGCCCCAAGCUCGCCGCCGACGACGCGUCCGCGCUGCGCCGCCGCAUCCUCGAGGCCGAUGUACUGCGGCUGAGGAACAUACGCGACAGAUUCACGGAGCAGCUGACCGAGCUGUACUUCCUGCAGGCGGGGGGCAACAUGAUGGACUAUGCUGCGUGGCGGAAAAGACCGCCGUCGGCGGCAUUGGUCGCGUUCAUCGAGGCGCGGCGACCCCCUGCGGUGACGGUGGCGGUGGCGGCGCCGGCGGCCGCGCCCGCGCCCGCGCCCGCGCCGGCCGACGAGAUGGUGGAGAAGGCGAAGCAGGAGGCGUACGUGGCGUCGCGCGUGGCGGAGCUGUCGCGCGCGGGGCUGUGGCCGGAGCGCCGCCUGCCGCGCGUCAUGGAGCCGCCGCGCGCCAAGACGCACUGGGAUUAUCUGCUCGAGGAGAUGGCUUGGCUCGCGCAAGACUUCGCCCACGAACGCAAAUGGAAAAAACAGGCCGCCAAGAAGUGUGCUCGUGCCGUACAAAAAUACUUUCAAGAUAAAGCCCUGGCGGCACAGAAAGCAGAAAAAGCACAAGAGUUACAACUGAAGAAAAUAGCUGCCUUUGCUGCAAAAGAAAUUAGAACUUUCUGGUCAAAUGUGGAAAAGAUUGUAGAAUGGAAACGCGUACGUCGCGUGGAGCGCGCCCGCAAAGAGGCUCUCGACGAACAGCUGAGCUACAUCGUGGACCGAACGGAGCGCUACUCGCGCCAGCUCGCCGCCAACCUCGCGCCCGCGCAGCCCGACACGCCGCCCUCCGACGACGAGUUCCAGCCGCGCGGCGCCUCCGACGACGACGAGGAGACCAUCGCCGCCGCCGAGCGCGAGGCCGGCGCCGACGCCGCCGACCACCGCGACGAGCUCGAGGCGCUGCGCCGCGAGUCGCGCCUCGACCUCGGCGACCUGCUGCCGCCCGGCUACCUGCCCGCGCACUCGCCGCCGCCCUCCGACUACGGGCCCGACGACGACGACUCCGCCGACGACGAGGAGACCAUCGACGAGCAGGAGCGCGCCGAGCGCCCCGAGGACGACGCCGCCGAGCUCGAGGCGCUGCGCUCCGAGGCCGAGCUCGGGCUGGACGAGCUCGUGCGGCGCUACGGAGCCGCGCCCGCCGGCCCGCGCUCCGCCACGCCCACCGACAGCGACGACGACUCCGCGCCCUCGGACGACGACGCGUCCAGCGCGUCGGACGCGUCGGGCGCGUCGGCCGCGUCCCAGGCGCUGGAGGCGCUGGUGGAGGAGGCGGGCGGCGAGCGGCGCGUGGAGGCGGCGGCGUCGCUGGCGGCCGCGCUGCAGCCCACGGGCACGACGCUGUCGUCCACGGCCGUGGGCACGCCGGUGCCGCGCCUGCUGCGCCACGCGCUGCGCGAGUACCAGCACGUGGGGCUGCACUGGCUGGCCACCAUGCACGCGCGCGGCCUCAACGGCAUCCUGGCCGACGAGAUGGGGCUGGGCAAGACCAUCCAGACCAUCGCGCUGCUGGCGCACCUGGCGCUGGAGCGCCGCGACUGGGGCCCGCACCUGGUGGUGGCGCCCACCUCCGUCGUGCUCAACUGGGAGAUGGAGUUCAAGAAGUGGUGCCCCGCGUUCAAGAUCCUCACCUACUACGGCACGAUCAAGGAGCGCAAGUUGAAGCGCGUCGGGUGGACCAAGGCCAAUUCGUUUCACGUGUGCAUCACGUCGUACAAGCUCGUGGUGCAGGACCACCAGAGCUUCAGAAGGAAAAGGUGGAAAUAUUUAAUACUCGACGAGGCGCAGAACAUCAAAAACUUUAAAUCGCAGAGGUGGCAGAUGCUGCUCAACUUCCAGACCGAGAGGCGGCUGCUGCUGACGGGCACGCCGCUGCAGAACAGCCUGCUGGAGCUGUGGUCGCUGAUGCACUUCCUCAUGCCCGACGUGUUCGCGUCGCACUCGGAGUUCCGCGAGUGGUUCAGCGAGGUGGCCGGCAUCGCCGAGGGCUCGCACCGCUACAACGAGGCGCUCGUGCGCCGCCUGCACGAGGUGCUGCGGCCCUUCCUGCUGCGGCGGCUGAAGGCGGACGUGGAGCGCCAGAUGCCGCGCAAGUACGAGCACGUGCUCAUGUGCCGCCUCUCCAAGCGCCAGCGCUUCCUCUACGACGACUUCAUGUCGCGCGCCAAGACCAAGGAGAGCCUCGCGUCCGGCAACCUGCUGAGCGUGAUCAACGUGCUGAUGCAGCUGCGCAAGGUGUGCAACCACCCCGACCUGUUCGAGGCGCGGCCCGUCGUGUCGCCGCUGCAGCUGGCGGCGCUGCGCCUGCUCGCGCCCGCCGCCGUGUUCGACGUCGGCUGCGCCGCGCGCCUCGCCGCCGCCGCGCGCCUCGGCGGCGACCUCGCCUCGCUCGAGGUGGCGGGCACGAUGGCGUUCCCGGCGCACCGCGCGCGGCACCUGGCGCCGCCGCGCCGCCUGGUGGAGGAGCUGGGCUCGCGCGCGCCGUGGCGGCGGAGCGCGCGCGUGGCGGCCGGGCUGGCGGGCCCGGCGCGCGCGCUGCUGGCGUUGCUGCACGCGCCCGCCUCGCGCCACGCCGUCGCCUUCCCGCACCCGCGCCUGCUGCAGUACGACUGCGGCAAGCUGCAGACGCUGGCCGGGCUGCUGCGCGAGCUGAAGGCGGGCGGGCACCGCGUGCUGAUCUUCACGCAGAUGACGCGCGUGCUGGACGUGCUGGAGGCGUUCCUGAGCAUGCACGGGCACGCCUACCUGCGCCUGGACGGCUCCACGCGCGUGGAGGCGCGCCAGCCGCUGGUGGAGCGCUUCAACGCCGACGCGCGCGUGUUCGCCUUCAUCCUGUCCACGCGCUCGGGCGGCGUGGGGCUCAACCUCACGGGCGCCGACUCCGUCGUGUUCUACGACUCGGACUGGAACCCCACCAUGGACGCGCAGGCGCAGGACCGCUGCCACCGCAUCGGCCAGACGCGCGACGUGCACGUGUUCCGCCUCGUCACGGCCGCCACGGUGGAGGAGAACAUCCUGCGCAAGGCCGACCAGAAGCGCGUGCUCGGCCACCUCGCCAUCGAGGGCGGCCACUUCACCACCUCCUACCUCCGGGGCAACAUUAAAGAGCUAUUCGGCGGCGAAUCCGAGAGCGGCGCCCCGAGCGAGCCCGUCCCCGAAGCGGCGCCCGGCGCGCCCGCGGGCGGCGAGCUGGAGUCGGCGCUGGCGGCGGCGGAGGACGAGGCGGACGCGGCGGCGGCGGCGGCGGCGCGCGCCGAGGCGCAGGGCGAGCUGGCCGAGUUCGACGAGACGCUGCCGCUGGCCGCCGACGACGAGCCCGCGCCGCCGCCCGCCGACGCCGACGCCUCCGCGCUCGCCGCGCUCAUGAACCAGCUCACGCCGGUUGAGAAAUACGCGAUGCGACUGGUGGAGAGCAGCGAGGCCGCGACGGAGGCGGAGCGAGCGGCGCUCGGCGAGAUGCAGCGCCAGCUGCGCGAGUGGGAGGCGGCGCGCCGGCAGCUGCGCGAGCGCUCGCCGCCGCCCGCGCCCGCGCCGCCGCCCGCGCUCCCGCCCGCGCCGCCGCCGCCCAGCCCGCCGCCCAGCCCGCCGGCGCCCGCGCGCACGCGCUCGCGCGGCACCGUGCACAUCAACCUGUGGACGCUGGACGAGGCGGGCGGCGAGCGGCGGCGCGCGCUGCGCAACGGCACGCUGGACGCGUGGCUGUCCCACGCCGACCGACGACCCCGCGACGAUAAUAAAUGAUUACAACCCGGUCCGUGCGUUUUAUAUUCCUGACGUUCACGUUCGGUGCCGCUCGGUCCUCGUCCGUAAAUGCUUGUCUCGCGCGGGCGCCACGGAGCGGCGAACGUCAGGGAUGUAACGCGCAAGCAUUUACGGUCGAGGUCGGCGCUCCCUCCCUCCCGCUCCCUCGCUCCCGCCCCCGCCCCUCCCGUGGUGCUGUGAUGUUUAAGAUCGCGUUCACAUUAGGCUUCAGUGGCGCGGCAGCGGCGUUUUUAUAAUGUGAAGGCGGGCAUCCGCUAUCAAUUAGUAUGAAAUUAUCGAUAGACCGUCUGUCGCGCUGCUAAAAUCGCCCAAAUGUGAAAGCUCUUAAAAGUAUAAUAAUGCAUAUUAGAAUAUUUUUAAAUUUUUAAACGGAUAGCUAGUAAAACUCAUUGACUGAAACAAAAAAUCAAUCCUAUCGAUCUUUACACAAGGCGUCUUGAUCUCAAACGAAGCGCAUAUAUUAAUUAAUAUUUUCAACUUUCAAUAAUUGCCAUGUUCAAUAUGGUUAAAUGGUCACAAAGGUAAAGAACAGCGUCAAAUAAUUCGUGACACCCAGUGACAAAAAGUUACAA